AUGUUCCUGUCCGACUGCCGCCGCGACUUCUACGACGUGAUCGUGAGCCAGCGUGUUCUUCUUCUGGUUGCCUCAGAUGUUGAUGCAUUAUGUGCUUGUAAAAUACUCCAAGCUUUAUUUCAAUGUGAUCAUGUACAGUAUACACUAGUCCCAGUGUCUGGAUGGCAAGAACUUGAAACUGCCUUUCUUGARCAUAAAGAUCAGUUUAAAUAUUUUGUUCUUAUUAAUUGUGGUGCCAAUGUUGACCUGCUGGAGAUCUUGCAGCCUGAAGAAGACGUGCUUUUUUUUGUGUGCGACAGCCACAGACCUAUCAAUGUAGUGAAUGUUUACAAUGAGACACAGAUUAAGCUAUUAGUUAAACAAGAUGAUGAUCUUGAUGUUCCUGCUUAUGACGAUAUCUUCAGAGAUGAAGAGGAUGAAGAAGAGGACUCUGGUAAUGAAAGUGACGGAUCAGAACCUUCAGAGAAGCGCAGACGAUUUGAGGAGGAUGUAAUAGAGAGAACAAUGAGAAGACGACAAAAGCGAGAAUGGGAGGCACGCAGACGAGAAAUUCUUUUUGAUUAUGAGCAAUAUGAAUAUCAUGGGACCUCAUCUGCAAUGGUGAUGUUUGAUCUAGCAUGGAUAAUGUCUAAAGACUUGAAUGACAUGUUGUGGUGGGCUAUUGUUGGCUUAACAGAUCAGUGGGUCCAGGAUAAAAUUACUCAGAUGAAGUAUGUGACUGAUAUUGGAAUACUACAGCGUCACGUAUCUCGCCAUAACCACCGCAACGAGGAUGAAGAAAAUUCCCUAUCAAUUGAUUGUAUGCGAAUAGCAUUUGAAUACGAUCUGCGCCUGGCACUUUACCAGCACUGGUCUCUGUAUGAAAGUCUCUGUAAUACUUCUUAUACCUCUGCUUGCCUCAAACUUUGGUCUGUGCAAGGGCAGAAGAGACUCCAGGAGUUUUUGGCUGAUAUGGGUUUGCCUUUGAAGCAGGUGAAGCAGAAGUUUAAUUCCAUGGACAUUUCUUUAAAAGAAAAUCUUCGUGAAAUGAUUGAAGAAUCUGCCAACAAGUUUGGAAUGAAGGAUCUAAGAGUUCAGACCUUCAGCAUUCACUUUGGCUUUAAGAACAAAUUCUUAGCAAGUGAUAUAGUUUAUGCAACAACUUCUCUCAUGGAGAAUAUAGAGAAAGAGGGUCCUGAAACUGAUAACUUUAUUAAAGCUUUGGACAGUCUCUCCAGGAGUAACCUGGACAAACUGCAUCAAGGGCUGGACCUAGCCAAAAAGCAGUUGCGGGCCAUUCAGCAGACAGUAGCCAGCUGUAUUUGUACCAACCUUGUAAUUUCUCAAGGGCCUUUUCUCUAUUGUUCUCUCAUGGAGGGCACACCUGAUGUGAAACUAUUUUCCAAACCAGUAUCUCUGUGCCUGCUUAGUAAAUACUUACUCAAGUCCUUUGUUUGUUCUACAAAAAACAAGCGCUGUAAAUUGCUGCCGCUCGUAAUGGCUGCGCCAAUGGAUGUUGAACAAGGAACUGUGAUCAUGGUGGGGAUUCCUCCUGAGACAGAAAGCUCUGACAAAAAGAACUUUUUUGGGAGAGCAUUUGARAAAGCUGCAGAGAGUACCAAUUCUAGGACGUUGCACAACCAUUUUGAUAUGUCAAUAAUUGAGUUGAAAACAGAAGACCGGAGUAAAUUUCUGGAUGCCCUAAUUUCUCUCCUCUCCUAAUGUGAUGCUAUUUGGUGCCUUGUGCUGGAAGCCGAGGAUCAGAUACGCUGGAAAUAUCCUGAAUAUUUUGAGGUUCUUGGUGCUGCAAUUGUGAUGAAGCAUCUUGUUUUAUUCUUGAUUACUGCUACAGACUUGGGCUGUUGUCUUUGUCCCUUGGGAAGGCAAAAGGAUUUUAACCUUAACAUGAGAGCACUGAACACUGCUGCUUCCUAUAGACCUCAUCUUCAUAAUAGCAAAAGGUGUUAACAGGAUUGUUUAUAAACUGAAUUUGUCUGCCAAACGUUUUUCUAGUAGAUAUGCUCUUGUGAUGUCUAGAUAUUGGAUAAUAAUCAAAACUAGGUUUUGAAGAAGGUCCUAUAUUUAGUAAUUUUACCUUUCAAAUGUUAUUUUAAAUAAUUAUUGAAUUCUGUUUUUAAGACACUUUYAGAAAAGUGAAUUUCUUUGAUACUGGAAUUCUUUAAGCAUUACUAGGUUGAGGUCUUAUGGUUUAAUUGAAAUAAUUGUUUUAUGGGGGAAGUUUUGAGAUUUUAAGGCUUUUAAAAUGUGAGUGCUGAGUAGUUUCCAAAUACAGAAUGAAAGAAUCCUAUAAAUACUAUGAAAUGAUGAUGCCAUCUUAAUAAAAUCUUCCAGAAGGGAGAAUUCCAUUGUCAGCAAAGUAUCCUUAGUUAGAUGAUACUGCAUUGUCACCUGUAGCUUCAUUUUGGGAAUAAUUUUCUUGGACACAAUCUAAAAUAUUGUUAUAAUACUGUAGGCCACAUGCACUUGUAGAUAUUGACGUGAAAGAUUGAUUCUGUUACCUAGCAAGAUUCAUUUCGUUUUGGUCAUAUGAAAUAGUACUGCUUGUUAGACUUGCCCUGCUGUCCAUUGGGUGGACAUGUAUAUAUGUAUAUUUGGAAUUCUUUUUCUUCUUUUGGUGUUUGCUUGAAUUCUGUAUGACUUUAAUAUUUUUAUGUAUCAUAAUGAAUAUGUAAACAUUUUGUACUGUUGUUGCAUCACUGUACAGAUUUUUAAUACAGAUUAACUUAAUAUCACUUGUGARUUAGAUGUAGCCAACAGGAAAUUCAUUAAACUCUGU
This is a messenger RNA of Nothoprocta perdicaria, 2776 nucleotides long. It is a transcript of the gene CDC45, whose product is annotated as cell division cycle 45. Gene Ontology annotation, cellular component: DNA replication preinitiation complex. Gene Ontology annotation, molecular function: single-stranded DNA binding; DNA replication origin binding; chromatin binding. The transcript is spliced from 19 exons. NCBI's taxonomy places the organism in Eukaryota, Metazoa, Chordata, Aves, Tinamiformes, Tinamidae. The coding region runs from base 1 to 1701 and encodes 566 amino acids. Gene Ontology annotation, biological process: DNA replication initiation; mitotic DNA replication preinitiation complex assembly; double-strand break repair via break-induced replication. The record is from RefSeq and is a predicted model, not a curated record.